This is a messenger RNA of Owenia fusiformis, 1039 nucleotides long. The record is from the annotation of a GenBank genome assembly. Lineage: Eukaryota; Metazoa; Annelida; Polychaeta; Sabellida; Oweniidae.
CGGAUAUGCGACGAAGGCGUUAUGAGUUGGGAUAAAAAUGAUCAUUCUUUGAAGGCGUCAGCCGUCAGUGAGCGAGGACAUCCUAGAGUGGACAACACAAAGGAGGACACUUAAUAGUAUGCUAGGCGGAUUAUCUAAGGAGUGCCCUGUGUUCUUCAUAGUGGCAUUUCUUUCUCAACUUCAGGUACUUCUGGCCAGCCAAGUAUCACUGAAUCAAAUACGACAGACUCACGACCAACUCUCAAAAUAUGCUACCAAAAACUUUCAAAUCCCGCCUCUGGAAGAUUCCAACACUCAAAAUUCGCCUCCAGAUCACGAUGAGAAGAUCAACUUUGAGGUACGGGAGCCUAAAAACGAACAUAGAAGUGAAGACAGUGAUAUUAAACAUGAUUUUAUCGGCCCAGUGGAUGGACAGAUUCGUAAGAAAAGAACUACUUCGGGGUGUCCCGAUCCGACCCGCGAUACUUUACAUUCAAUCCUUGGUCAGUCAUUCAAUCCCAGCAUUAUGGUCGAUAGAAGGAGCGACCUUCCAACGGGAACACUGCCCCCCACGGAAUACCGCCCUUACUCGAAUAAUCCAAAGAGGUCCUCAAGGAAAAAUCUUCUGCUCGACUUGGCCCAUAAUUUAGGACGUUCAAAACGCUCCCGUCGGGGUCAAACAGACCCAUUCUCGGCAGCUCUUCCAUUGCCAUGGGAGUGCGAGUCUUUGGAAGUCUGGCGAGAUUUGGGAACUGAUUAUUACCCACGUUAUAUUCGAGAAUAUGAAUGUAUGUCCAAUCAAAACUGUUGGUAUGGACAUUAUAAAUGUAAGCCUAAGUACUACAAGGCGAAGGUGUUACGUCGCAACACGGAAAGAUGUGCCCCAGAUAUGUCUCUUCCAGCUGAAAUAAGGAACAAUUGGUUGCUCAGGGAUAUCGGUAUCGCCAUCUAUUGUGAAUGCGGCAGAUGAACACGUUACCAUGCUUUAACGCUUAUACAUUCUAUAAGGGUGGACCAAUAAAACUCUUGAAACCACAUGUUUUUCCUGUUUAAUUUCAAC